AGCCUACCAUUGCACUGUUUUUCGAGCUUUUUCCUAAUUCGGAUCGGACACAGAGCUAAGUCUAGGACCGUACUGUAAGUCCAAUCGAACAGCCCUACCCAAAAAUCUACCCUGGGUAAAUUCCAAUUCAUAUUAAAUUGACAAUGAGAUCUGACUCAAAAACAAAUCAGGAAUAGAAUCGGAGCAUGUUCUCUUUUCCUAAAAAAAAGAACAAAAAAAAAAUCAGGUCACCACACUGGACCUAACUCAACCCACUUGCAACCCAGACCCAUGUGGUCCAAGUGGGGUGGCAAAACAAAAAGUCAACCACUGAUCAUAGAUUCAGUGUGCACAUAAGAAAAGGAAAAGUUUGGGUAAUUUAUGAUUUUUCCCAUGGCUAGUAAUUUAUUUACCAGCAAGGGACCCUCCCCAAUAAAUUCCCUUUCCCGGUUUCAGCUCUGGGGUCCUACCUUUCUGUCCUUUUAUUUCAAGCACCAAAGUCAACAGAAGCAUGCUCUCUGUCUCUCUCUCUGUCUCUCUCUAAUUCUUUUACUUUUUUACUUUUUUUUCCUCUCAAUUUAUAGUAAAUAAAUAAUUUCUUUCCUCCUUUGCUCUUUUAUGAUUCCUUAAGCAGUUGCCCACACGAUUCCUCCUCGUACCCAAUUCAUCUCCCUUGCUUGCUUCCAGCACACAAAACCCAGAAAGAGAGAGAGAGAGAGAGAGAGAGAGAGAGAGAGGGAGGGAGGGAGUCCAGGGGAAAUAUACAUUAAAACAUUUAGAGAGAGAGAGAGAGAGAGAGAGAGAGAGAAAAGAGGAGUCUUUUCUUGAUUUUUCCUCCUCCGUAGCCCGUUGACUAGUUCGGUAGUGGAUUUCUCUGAAUAAAGACGAGGAUUUGGUGGGGGUGCGUUUGGAUCAAAAUCGCAUAUUGGUGGCGAUUGGAUUAAGGAGUAGAUGCUUAUUAAUUGAAGAGGGGAGAGGAAUUGGGGAUUCUUUUUUAUAUGGAUAAGUUAUGCUGCUUCAGGGCUGGAUGCUCUCAGUCGGCAGGACAUUCUUCAUCAAAUGCUGGUAAAGGAAAAAGCAACCAAGGUAACGUGAGGGUUACCUAUGGCUAUAGCCUUGUAAAAGGAAAGGCUAAUCAUCCUAUGGAGGAUUUUCAUGUUGCCAAAUUCGUCCAGGUUAAGGGGCAUGAGCUUGGCCUAUUUGCUAUUUUCGAUGGCCAUUUGGGGGAUAGCGUACCUGCAUACUUACAGAAGCAUUUAUUUGCUAAUAUUCUAAAAGAGGAAGAAUUUUGGACCCAUCCUGAUAGAGCCCUUUCAAAAGCGUACGACAGGACUGACAAGGCAAUUCUUUCUCACAAUCCUGAUCUGGGACGAGGUGGAUCCACUGCAGUAACUGCCAUUCUUAUAAAUGGCAGGAAGUUGUGGAUAGCAAAUGUUGGUGACUCACGAGCAGUGGUAGCAAAAGGUGGGGAGGCAAUACAAUUGACGGUUGAUCAUGAGCCAAGCACAGAACGAGGCAGUAUAGAGAAUAGAGGCGGCUUCGUUUCAAAUAUGCCAGGAGAUGUUCCAAGAGUUAAUGGUCAAUUAGCUGUUUCCCGUGCCUUUGGAGAUAAGAGCCUCAAAUCUCAUUUACGUUCAGAUCCUGACAUUACUGUACAAGAUAUAUUUUCCGAUACUGAACUCCUCAUCAUUGCAAGCGAUGGUCUUUGGAAGGUUAUGACCAACCAAGAGGCAGUUGACCUUGCUGUAAAGAUCAAGGACCCUCAAGCGGCAGCUAAGCAGUUGACGACUGAAGCAGUUAACCGAGAGAGUAAAGAUGACAUAUCAUGUGUUGUUGUACGACUGAAGGCAUAAACGUGCAUGACUGGACUUCAUUAAUGGACCUCCUCAGAGAAUCGAUUUUAGACUCGUAUGUUAUAUAGCUUCGGCUUCCAAAUAGUUGGACAACGAAAAUAGUUGUCAUGGUCUCCUCAUUGCUUUCACUUGUAAAUGUUUCUCUUGAUAUUGUUUGAUUCCUUUGUAGUGUCUUAGUUAAUAUGAGCUUACCUUGUUUCAAGUUCCUUCGUGGUUGAAAUUUAUAUCCAGUGAUAGGCAGUGAAUUUACUUAAUGAUUAGCAAAAGUUUUAUGUUUUAAGA
Molecule: messenger RNA, 2114 nt
Organism: Asparagus officinalis (garden asparagus)
Lineage: Eukaryota; Viridiplantae; Streptophyta; Magnoliopsida; Asparagales; Asparagaceae
Product: probable protein phosphatase 2C 41
Exons: 6
Coding region: 978-1832 (284 amino acids)
Biological process (GO): protein dephosphorylation
Cellular component (GO): cytosol; nucleus
Molecular function (GO): protein serine/threonine phosphatase activity
Source: RefSeq, a predicted model, not a curated record